AUGGCUGACACACAGCGGUCUCAAGAGAAAAAAUCCUCCCUCAAAAACCUUGAACAGAAAACAAUCGACACGUUUCGCCGCUUGAAGACAGCUGUACAACGCUACAGUAAAGCCAUGACAGCUAUGAUAUACUUAGUGACUAACUUCUUUACGGAAAUUGUCGUUGCUAUCUUCGCUGCUUACGAGCGGGUGGUAUUACUAAUUAUUCGCAUUGUUGGCUGCGUUCAACAGAUCUUUCAUUUUGACUACAAAGGUUAUUUAAUGUGGUUGCUUACAAUGCCGGUGGCUUCUUACAACAAAUGCAAGGAACAAAUGAAGCAACAUUUGUGGAUGCCAAUUGCUAAAUCGCUAAAAAGAAGAGCUAAUCAAAUCACGCGCGCUACAGGCGCGAGGCUUCGUGCAAGUGCUGUGUACGCGAGAGGAUUUUGUGAAAUCUGUCGAAGACUCUUUCUUCUUGCCAGCGAUUACACUCCAGGAGGAAAGGUGACUGUUACAAUUUUUCUGGUGGUCAUCGCUAUUAUGCUGUUGCUAAAAAUCUUGACAGUUGUUCGAGUAUUGAUGCAAAUAGUUCAGAUCAUGUACAGUGUUGUCGCAUUCCUUUUGCACCCUCUUCUUCUCACCUUAAAAGACAUCCUGUCAGUCUUCGAUCCUUUGUUUCAUAUCAUUUUAAACCUUAUACGAAUCGCUGUUCACACAAUUCUUUCCUUGCUAAAAGCAACUGGAAGGUUCCUGUGGUUGAACAUCGUUUCAAUUUCCUCAGGGUUGUACAGAUGCUGGAAGAGCUUUGCCAACUCCACAGUUGUAAGAUUUCUUUGGAACACUAUCUUGGCAAUAUUUUCAAAGACAGCAUACGUUCUACUGGACAAAUUUUUCACGGUAUUUCUUCCCUUGACGUUAAAGAUAUCAUACUAUACGACAGCGCUUUGUCUUGACAUUUCGUCCGUGGUAUACGAAAAUUUCUUCGUGGUCACGGUGAAAGUAGAGGACAAGUUUGAAUAUCUCAGUCCAUCUGGAAUUGGCAGCUGUGUGUUUAUGUUAUGGGCUCUACUGAUUGCUUUUAGAUUUAGAAAUCGAUUAUCAGGAACUUUUUUUUCGGAAAUCGAUGAUAAAGAAUACGCUAUAACAUCAUCUAGGGACAUUGGUGAUCGCGAUAGGAAUAGUUCAAGCAGAGGGAGGUCUUGUUACUCCCAGGGCUCUGCGAAAUACGACAGUUUACGAAGGAAGACGAGUGGCAACGACUCCAGUGUUCGGUUCCGCGGUAGGACAACACGCAAUGAAGAGAAGGGCCCCGAAAAUGACGAUCAAACUGAAGGUAAGAAAGUUUGUGAUCAAGUUUGUUUUGCGGACGACCCUCUAUAGUCUCCAACGCAGCUGUUUUUGUCUCGUCACGCAACGCCCGUAACGUAACAACUGCGCAGGAGGCUUGUAACCCUCUCGAUCUGCAAUCAAGUGGCCUGGACAUAAAAUACUUUUCAUUUAUUAUUCGGGCCCAUAGCAGGGGAAGGGGCAAAAGGGGCAUUGGCUUAAGCCUGACACACACAUCCCACCCCCCGCAUUUUCGAUUGUGUAAAGCAAAUGAUCGGUCAAACAAUUUACAGUUAGUAGUCAGUUGGUCUUCCAUACUGUCACCCCCAAAAAAUAAACCGUUUACUACCUGUCGGUUUCCCUUAAUACUAACAAAAGUACUCCUAUAUACUCGUGAUGUAAGUCUAGCGAAGCAGAUUUUUGCAAUUUCAACGAUGUCCCAUAAACCUGUCCUUUUUUCCCAAGUCGACGUUAUAGUGUGACACUUUGUCAGUGUCUGAUAUAAGUCUAAUUAUUAGCAUAGUUAAUGAAGUGGAAUGGUUAUGAAACCCAUCAGAUUACUUUGUUGAUAUGUUUUUGUGGAUUUGUAAGGGCACGACAUUCAAAAGUAUCCCUAUCAUUUCGAUCGUAUUGACCAAUAAAAACGUUGCAUUAAUUUAUUCCGUCACAAUUUGCCAAAAAGAAAACAAAAAAAUGUGCACCUUCAGGAAGCAUCCAACAUAAACUGCCGCAUUGUUGUUUUUAUAAUUGAUGUUUGACGCUUUCCAUAACCACUCUCCUCUAAUAACUAUGGUCUUCGCAAGCCUUAUGACCUAUUUGAUAAUGUGUGUUUGUUCGUGUGUGUUUUUUCUGGACUGGGGUAGCUUUGAUUUGCCUAAUUUGCUUUGCCUCACCACCACCCCAAUUACUUUUGACCUAAAAGUUAAACUGGCAAGUUGUUUUAUAACAUGGUUUUGCAAACAUUUCACCAGCUUUCAUUGCUGAAUCUUUCUGCUAGUCAAAGCCGCUUUGUAUAGGACUCUACGGAGUUCCUUUUAGAAUUCACCUUUUUAGAAAGGUGAAAAUCUAAAUCACACAGAAUCAACAAAUGAAUAAAAAUCUAAAAACUUCACCCAUUUAGACGAAUGACUUUUUCUAAUCCUUUCUUAAAACGUCUUUUUUAUCAGAUUUGUAUAAGUAAUAGCAUGAUUUGUAGUGAUAUUUGGCGUAAAUACCAUGAGUGAUAUUUCAAUAUUGUUAAACGUAAUUUCAUGAGCCCUUAGGCGAGUGAAAUUUGAGACAAUUUUGAAAUAUAACGAGUGGUAUUUAUGCCAAAUAUCACGUACAAAUCAUGCUAUUAUUUGUUUAUACUACUAACCGCAAAAGGUUUGAAAUUUUCACAUGUAGGUAUUUCAAAUUAAGCUGAAAUACCACUGCUCUAAGCCAAUCAAAUUGCAGAAAUUUCUCAUGUAGUAGUAUAACAAUUAUAUAGAGGAUAUUACACGGUGGCGAGAAGAUAUGAAUUUUAUGUUCGAGUGGCAAGAACAAUAUCUCACGAGUGAGCGAAGCGAACGAGAGAGAUAUUGUUCUUGCCACGAGAACAUAAAAUUCAUAUCUUUGAGCCAACGUGUAAUGUUCUUUUUAUUAUAUGGAGAAACCAAUUCAACAAAAGCAAAAGGCGGGAAUCGUGACGUCAUUGAACGAUACGACACUCACAAAGGUGACAUACGGAAAAUACGCCACUCGGGUCCCGGAUGAAGUGGCGUAUGGAAUCUACGAGUGGUUUAGUUCCCAGUAAAACACUCUCCUCCAUAUAAUAAAAUAGUUAAGUGUACUUCUUCAUUUCAGGACAUAUCCACUACAGCUCGCAAGUUCAUAUCUGCCCUGACUUCAUUGCUGGCACGUGCCAUCAAGGAAGCAAGUGUGAAUCUCAUCACUGUCCCCUCCCUUACCACUGGCAGUAUCGCCUGUCCCUGGAGGGGUGGAAAAGUUUUACCAAAGCAGACAAUUGCAGGAUAGAAGAGUUAUUCUGCGACCCCAAGAACGAUGUUGUGUCAGCAGCUGACAUAGAUGUGGCAUUCAAGUCUUACAGCGGUGAGAGGUGAGUGGGAGAAACGGGUGUGGUUUCUUUAAGAGCUCUAUUGUUGUUUAAAUCUGGGAAGGCCUUACCAAGGUGAUACCCUGCUUCCUUACCCUAGUCUCUCACGCGGAGAAAAAAAACUCCAACAAAAACCCCUGGGACCAGGGUACUGCUUCCUGUUUGUCGUGGUAAACAUUGUGGGUAGUCUGGGGUCGCCCACUUCUCAGAGUAAAUAAGGUCCUGCGGGAUUUGUUUCCAUUCUAACUGAAAUGUUUCCCCCGGGUCCCCAAGCAACGUCCAGUUCUACAAGGAUUUGAGUUUAAUUACCAGCAGGAAUUAAUCAAUCUUGUAGCUUUAAGGCUACAAUCGCACCAUGCAUUGCCGCUGGCCGCGCGUAACCCUUUGCCUUUCGCAAUUCUCAACUCAAAAGCCUACACUCUAUACAGAAUAUUUAUUCCCUAGUGCACGACCUUCUGUGCGAGGUUUCGAGCUCGAUUACUAGGUGUGACCUCAAAUCCUUGUUUCUCCUUCCCGUUCAGCUUUGAGAAGCUGAAGAACCCUGAGGGAGAGAGGGAGGGGAGGGAACGGGGGGAAUAAGCGCAUCUUCGGACUCCGGCUUGUCAGUCUAAUGAGUCCUGUCGGUUACCGACUUCAAAAAAGGACUUUGUGACUAUACCUUUCAGUAGUUUUUGGCCACAUUCACCACUACGUUAUACUGUUAGAUGUAAGCUUCUUGCUUUGUUACAUCAUUUUCUACAAGCAGAUCAUCAUCCAGGAACGAUGCAGUGAAAGUAGAUUUUGACAACAUGAGGAUGGAGAAAAGCUAUCACCGGGCGGACCUGAGAAGACUGUCCACAGAAUCGUACGUUAAACAGGAAGGCAAAAGUCUUAGCACACAGUGGCUGUGGUAUAGAAAAGAAGAAAGCGGUGACUGGAUCAAGUAUGAAGUGACGGUAAGAUGAAGUAAAUGGAAAAUGGAAGGUAUCUGUGGCAUAACUGCUGAAUUGUGAAAAAAGUUCAGAUUUGCCCAGGAUCGAACGCUAAUGAGGUGCACGAUCCCUAACAUUCGUCAAGGCAAGAAAAAUCACCAAAAAUCAAAUUUCCUCUUUUUCAAUAGUUAGAAAUAAUUACCAUGCAAAACCCCUGCCAAGGGGAUUUCGUCCACUUUAAAAGUUAGAUUUGACAAAUAAUCUUGCCAUAAUCUGCUAUAGGACAUUUAAACCCAUGCCACAAUCAGGCGUGUCCGACAAAAUGACACGAAAAAACUUAGGGCUAGUAUGACAACCACUGACAAAUUUUCAUUCCAUACCCUUUCUAACUGUACAUUUUUGUUAUACGAUGUAGCGUCCAUCGUUGCACCCACACUGUAAAUUGAUUGCCGUUGGUUGUAUUUCAGACUGGCGAAUCAGAUUUAAAGCAAGAAGACCUGGAGACCGCGUUCCUUCGUCGAGAGGGGAACUACACAUUUACCAGAAAUGGACAAGAGUUCCGCCUCCAGUUCUUCAUGAACCCAAUGUGUGAGAAAUCCUUCAGGCCGUACUCGAAGAAAACGGUGCGACGUCGCCCCGCAUACGAGUCACCAGAAGACAUAAAAAAGCUAUUAAGGGGCGAUGUCGAGAAGAAGUCAUGGUUCAGUUUAAGGAACUUAUUUCGAUGGCGCUAGGAAGUAGAUAAACUCUAGUCUUGUUUGUUUUCAUCAAUGCCCACUCGAGCACACAGAUACUGUACUCUCUUAUGCACUUGUAAGACGCACCUCACGGGCUGAGGACUGAUGACUGAGGGCGCAUGACAAACCGUGAUCACGGUCUUCCGCUUUGUAAGCCUGAACUGAAGAUUACGUUUGGCUUGUUUUGGACUGUACUUCAAAAUGAAUUUUAAAUUUCAAGGAUAGCUCAUGCAGUCUGAUUGAAACAGCCUACUUUAGAGACAUAAUUGUGACCUUCUUCUUAAACGUCGUUAGAGUCAUGAAUUUUGUAUAAGAACUCACUUCUAAAUAUCGCUUAUUUGCCGCUGCAGUAUCAUCACAGGCAACGCCGCUUCGUAAUGAUUUAUAUCGGUAAACUGAAGAAAUGUUUUCCUCAAAUGAAAUGCGAGUAUAAAUGAUAACUUGAAGACCGUAAAAG
Molecule: messenger RNA, 5487 nt
Organism: Porites lobata
Lineage: Eukaryota; Metazoa; Cnidaria; Anthozoa; Scleractinia; Poritidae
Source: the annotation of a GenBank genome assembly